GUACGUCAACAUGGCAAAGUUGUCAAGAAGAUAGUGAGCUCUCAAGCUAUUGCAGCAUCUUUAAUCACAACUCCACCUACAUGUUUGAAAGGCCUUUAGCUGCAGUGACAAGAGGCACAACAGCCUUCUCUGAAUUGAAGACAGUAGUGUAAUCUUUCACUUUGAAGCAAAAUGAGUCUGGCUCUUCAUGAUCUCUUGGUUUGCUGCAGGGGACUAGAGAGUGACAAAGCCACAGAGAGGAAGAAAGAAGCUGAACGCUUCAGACGACUCCUUCGUACCCCAGAGAUUGUGCAGGAGUUGGAUCGCACUUCUGGACCUAAAAAUAAAGGCUCCAAACAACUCACAUGGGAUGCUGUGUUUAGGUUUCUUCAGCGCUAUGUCCAGAAGGAGACAGAAAGCAUACAGUCAAGUAAAUCCAACGUUGCAGCAAGUACACUGGCCACACGGCAGAAAAAGAUGGCUGACAUAUGCAGUUUGAUCAAGUACUUUAUACGCUAUGCAAACAAACGCGGUCCUCGUCUAAAGUGCAGUGAGCUGGUCAAACAUGUGAUGGAGGUGCUGCAGAGCUCAUACAGCUGUUCAGCCUAUGGCGAAGACUAUAGCAGCCUCUUAGUAAAGGACAUUCUCUCCAUUCGCAAGUACUGGUGUGACAUCUCUCCACCACAAUGGCAAAGUCUUUUGGAGUUGUACUGUGGCUUGUUUAAUUCAACAUCCAAGACUAUUAACCGUGUUUUGGUGAGUAGAGUCAUCCACACGGUUGUGCAGGGCUGCUGCAUGCAAACUGAUGGAUUCAACAACAUCCUGUUCAGCUUCUUUUCCAAAGCACUGCUUAAUGCAAGGCAGGAGAAACACUUUGUUUUGGAUCACCUUGUCUCAGCUCUCAACAUCUUCCUGAGAUCUGCAGCUAUGAACUAUCGAAUGAGAGUGUGUCAUCUAGGAGAGGAGCUUCUGCCUGCUGUGCUUUAUGUCUGGACCAAUAUGAGGCCCAGUGCUGCUCUCAAAGAGGAGAUUGUGGAGUUCUUCAAAUUGCAGAUUUGUGUUCACCAUCCCAAAGGCGCCAGGACACAGGACACAGGUGCUCAUGCUGAGGACUGGAGCAGGUGGCACAGUUUGCUGUACAGCUUAUAUGAUGCUUUAGUCAGAGAAAUCAGUGACAUUGGCAGCAGAGGGAAGUAUGUCACAGGCACUCGACACAUAGCCGUGAAGGAUAAUCUCGUCCAGCUCACAGCUGACAUCGUUCACCAGCUGUUCAGUGAUGACGGUGAUGUUCAGGUCUUGGAGGUGACCCAGACCUCCCACAGAGCCACCCAGAUGGGGAGUCCGACUCACGGAGCAGCCAGCAAGCGGCGCCGCAUCGAACUGAGCUGGGAGGUUUUGCGGGACCAUCUGCAGUCUCAGCAUAGUGAUUUUGAUGUCAUACCAUGGCUGCAGAUCACCGCAGUGCUCACCUCUAAGUACCCGUCCAUGGUGCCUGGCAAGGAGCUGGUCCCGCUGCUGUCAGUGUUGCACCAGCUCCUUGCAGAGCAGCGGAGAGGCGAGAGGGGCCCCUACGUGCUCCGAUGUUUGAGGGAGAUAGCGCGGUGCCAGGCCCGCUACCCAGACAGAACUCAGGUUUACAGGACUGAGCUGGACAGACUGUGGGGCCGAGUAUGGGCCUUGGCGCUCCGAGGGGUCAGCUCACCCCAGACAGAGGCCCUUAGUCUGGAUCUGCUGGCUUCCAUUAUCCGUGGUGGGCUGAUCAAUAUGGACAAAGAGUUCUGGAAGCUCUUCUCUGGAUCAGCAUGUAAACCGUCACAGAGUGCUGCUCUCUGUCUGGCCCAGGCCGUUAUGAAGUGUGUGGUCCCUAAAAGUGUCACUGGGAGCUCAGGAUGGGACCAUGUAGGAGUGACGGAUGGAUCUGGGUCACCUAACUUGAAGGAGAUCCUCAUAGCCUGGCUGCUGAUGACUGAUCAGAGUGAUGAGAUGGAGGAUAACUGUAGACCUCACCCCAUUAUUUGCAGAGACUUUCCUGACAAUCUGAUUGCGAACCUCCUGGUCUCCUUGAUUUUUAAAGACACAAGGGAAGGCCUGAAGUUUCUGCUCAGUUAUGAAGGACAAGACAGUGCCCUCCAUGAAGAACAACCAUCUUUGAAUGCCAAACAUAACCUGGAAGACAUUGAGAGAUUGUACUUGCAGUUUAGCUUCAACACGCCGCCCUCAGAAAUCCAAGAGAGCAUUGGGACACUGAAGAAAUCAUCAUCUGGUGGCCAAUUUACAGCUCUUCCCGGCCUCAGAAACAAGUUGGAUCAGUCCCUACUUUCUGUGGCUGAUAACUUACUUAACUGCUACUCACCUGAUUCUCAGUCCACUCCUCCAGAAUGUCUGGUGCGUUGUUUCAGCCUGUUGACUGGUGUGUUAGCAGGCUAUGUCUCCACUGGGUUUCUGACAGAAGAGGACGCCUGUCGAUCACAGCUCUUUGCUAAAGCCAAGGCCUUGGCGCAGGACUUCAGUGGUUUUGUUUCUAGUGUGAAAGUGAAAAUGGCAGAGGAGGGAACCAUGACCACACUGAAGUCUGUCAUGAAGCUCUGCACAUUGUCAGCCAGCAGGAAAAAUAAGGAUGAAGCUUGCCCCAGCUCCUCCAAUCUGUUCAUAAUGAUUUUGCCAGCCAGUCUCCUCAGUGAACUGGCAGAGAUCUGUAAACUACUGCUGAGCAGUGUUUCUAAAAGAGUCAGUGUCGUGGAUGAAGACGAACACAUGGAUGAUGACUGGGAUGUGACCAAAACUCAACAAGGUGGUGGCAUUGACUUGUUUGAUGAUGGUGAAGAACCCCACAGCAGCACCAAUGGGACAAAUGGACAGAAGAGAGACAACAAUGACACUUCAGGUGGUCCAGGUGCCAAGUGCCCCUUAGCAGAGGAUCACUUGGCCAACCAGGACCUGGCUCUUCUCGCAGUCUUGGAGUUCCUCUGUGAGUGUGGCUCCAUCCAAACGGUCCACAGCCUACUUUUUAAACCACAGGAGGUGCGACGCAGGCUACUGCUGCUGGUCGAACAGAUCGACUUCACUAAAUCAGUUCAUCUCAACAUGUAUCUUGUCCUGUUGAAGAUGCUCCCUGCUGAGGACUCGCUGUCACCAGAAGAGUUUGAUUUGCUGCUCCGACCUUUAGCGGACCUGUGCUCACUGUAUCGCCAGGAUCAAGAGGUCUGUGCUGCUGUGCUCUUGGCUUUAUUACCCUCCAUCAGGACCUUGGGGAGAACCCAUCACCUGCCAGAGGAGAUGAGACAUGUUCAAGGAUCUCUGCUACAAGUGGUGUCUGGGUUCUGUUUCCUGAGCCAAACAGGGAAGUGUACGGCAUCUGUGCGAGCUGCCUUAGUGCGAUGUCUGGUCGCCUUACUGGAGGCUGAUUCAUGCUGUAAGUGGGCCGUCCUGAGCCUCAGGGAUUCGAACACUGAAGAGGACCGCUCAGUGUCUGUCGUCCUUCCAUCUUACCUUGCAGAUGCACAUCACCAAGUCCGCAUGCUAGUGGCCUUGUCAGUGGAAAGGUUGUUUCUGGAGAUGAGACCAGAUCACCCAGAUUACAGGAAGAUGUUACCCCUGAAACAUCAGCAGACAGCUUUUGAAAACAUUUACCUGAAAGCACAGGAGGGAAUGAGAAUCCCAAAAAGCAUUUCUCCAGAGGAGCAGCAGGAUGAGACAUUCAACCGCAAAGCUGCACUGUUGAAGAGCUUGUCUCUUGUGCUCUGUUGUAGCCCAGUUUGUGAAAAACAGUCUAUGUUUGCCCUCUUCCAAUCCUACAAGGAGAACAAUGUUGAAGAACAGCUCAUCAAAAAGAUGUUGUGCAGUGUAUCCAGAGUGUUGGGCUACAGAAGCGUGAAAACAUUUAUCAGUUCUCAUCUGCACUACUUAGUGGCAGAGUGGCUAGCGCAGAGACAGUCUGACGACCGCUACACUCUUGGAUCUUUUCCUUACACCCUCCUAGAUCAUGACACAGUCAAAGAUUUUUACAACUCCUCUUACCAGGUGUUGAUACCUCACCUGGUCUUCCUGGAUGACUUUCAGCAGGUGAAGUCUAUCAGCAGGUGUCUUGACAAGGACUGGAAAGACUUGUUGGCUGACUGCUUCCCUAAGAUUAUGGUCAACAUCCUGCCGUACUUUGCACUGUCUGGUCAGGAUGCGCAGGUGGCGCAGCAGAGGGAGAAGGCGCACAGGGUGUAUGACCUGCUCAAAGAUGCCGACUGUCUGGGUAAACAGCAAAUCGACAACCUAAUCCACAGUAAUCUGGCUGAUAUAGUUGUGGAGCUGCUGAUGACUCUGUAUGAAGGAAGUGGCUCUGAAGGAGAGAGAGGAGAGCUGUCACGCUUCACAGGCGAACUGGACCCUGCACCAAACCCACCAUACUUCAGCUCUUUUGUCAUCAAAGCUACAUUGGACUACCUCAGCAAGUGCCACAGUGCCAACCACAAGUCACUGGUGGCCAUUUUGUCAAAAACACCGGUUUCUAUCCAGAGGAUUUUGCUUGCAGUUUGUGAAAGAGCAGCAGAGACCACCAACAACUAUAAACGCCACCGUAUCCUGCUGAUGUAUCACCUUUUUGUCUGCCUGCUGCUUCGAGAGGUGAAGGAUGGACUGGGAGGAGCCUGGGCUUUCGUACUCAGGGAUAUCAUCUACACACUCAUACACCACAUCAACAGCAGACCUGUUCAGUGUGAUGAGGUCUCAAACCGAAGCCUUAGUCUGUGCUGUGACCUCCUGACCUCUGUGUGUCAGGCAGCUUUGCAGUUCUGCGAUGAUGCUCUGGACUGCCACCUACAGGUCAUUGUUGGAACUCUAACAGCUCAGGUUAUGAGUCGGCCUGCGAUCGCAAAACAGGUUCUCAGUCUGUUGCAGUUUCUUGUGAUAGAAAAUCAGCAGAAGUUGAACGAAGCCAUCUGUAGGUUGGAGCCUUUUCCUGACCUCCCUGAGUUCAAAGAGCUGAGGUCUGUACAGCACAGGCUCAAAUAUAACACUGGGACCUUUACACUAAGACAGGAGAUAGCCCAUUUCCUGUCUGUGACACCCUGUGAGUCCUUGCCUCUGACUAGAUUAGAGGGGCUGAAGGAGCUGACCAGGCAGCUGCAUGACAAUAAGGGACAGAUCAGAGAGCUGCUUAAGGAGUGUCAUGCUGACCCAACAGACAGUGUGCUGGUGAAGCUGGUUCCCAGCCUUCUUACGCUGUGUAAACUAGCAGCCAAUCACCCUGGAGGAGCUGAGAUUCUUGAGGCAGCAGGGAGUUGUCUGGGAGAACUGGGUCCAGUAGACUUUUCCACCAUCGCACUGCUCCAUGGCAGAGAUCCCCUCUAUGAAAAAGCUGUUUCUCUCUUCAUCUCCACUGAGUCUCAGUGUCUUUACAUCAUCCUCAACUGUAUGAAUGACGCACUCACUAAUCAACGUAUUGAGGUGAGGCAAGCAGCAGCACAGUGUGUGAAGAACAUCUUGGCCACUCAGUCUGGAGUCGACUUCUGGGAGGAACACAAAGACAGCAGAGACCCCAUGCUGGUCUAUCUCAAUCCCUUCAGAAAAGCCAAGAAAGAGGUGAAUGCUGUGAUUUUUAAGGAGAGUUCAGAGGCCAAGGAGAAGCUGAAGAGUCAGGAGGUUUGGAUUCCUCAGGCAGGAGGCCACAAAGCCUGGCUAAAGGCUCUGUGCACCACCCUGCUGGACAGCGGAGGAGUCAGGAGUGAGGCUCUGCUGCUGUCACGACCACUGUGUCUGGUCAGAGUGGACUGCUGUCAGAGGUUGCUCCCCCUCAUCAUCCACUCCAUCCUGCUGGAUGAUGCAGAUGGCUCAUGGAGGAACAUGCUUUCAAUCCACAUCCAGGAUUUCUUCAGUUUUUGCUCCAGAAGUGCUCAAGCCUCCAGUCGCUCUGCAACACCUCUCAAUUCUGACUCUGGUCAGUUACAGACAAAAUCAUAUAAUACUACAUUUUUUGUAUCAUUUUUUUUUUCUCACAGUUUAUUUUGUCUAACAGAAUCAGACACAGUUAGUCAGGGGUUGUUUGACAAAGCUUCUCUGCGUACGAUGUUGGCUGUUAUUGACUAUCUACGACACCAGCAGAGACCACUGGAGCCUAAUAGUAACUCCUGCGGCACAGUUUGUCAUUCAAACUUCUGGCUGGACCUGAACUACCUGGAAGUGGCCAAAGCUGCUCAGUCCUGCUCAGCUCAUUUCACUGCUCUGCUUUACACUGAGAUCUAUGUGGAUAAGAUCAAAGCUAACAUAGAAGAAAGUCGAAGAACAAAAUCCAAAGCUACUCGGAAGAUCAGUUUUGAAGAAGCCAGCCAGAGCUUCACCAUUUCCACCCUGACUGAGAAGAGUAUGGAAGACACCAAGAUCAGUCUGCAGGAGCUGCUGAUUGAGGUGUACCGUAGCAUAGGAGAGCCUGACAGUCUGUAUGGCUGUGAAGGGGAGACCAUGACCAGUUCUCUCACCAGGAUUCGAACCUAUGAGCAUGAAGCUAAGUGGGGGAAGGCACUGACUUCGUAUGAUCUUCUCUCAACUCUGCCUGAGGUCACUCGACAAGUGGGAAUCGUGGAGGGCCUGCAGAACUUUGGUCUGAGCAGCAUCCUUGCCACCUACAUGAGGGGUUUAGAGAGUGAAGGGGUGGAGUGGGGAGCUGAGCUGCGAGAGCUUCGCUUCCAGGCUGCCUGGAGGAACACCCAAUGGGACUGUGACCUGUCAGAGAGGAGCGAGAAAUCUAAGCCUGGCUUCCAUGAGUCUGUGUUUUGUGCCAUGCAGGCUUUAACAGACAAAGAGUUCUCCAUAUUUGAUGAAAUCCUUAAACAAGCCAGGGGUGCAGAGGUGGAAGAGCUCUGUAGAGGUAGUCUAGAGGCUGUGUCGUCUUUGUAUCCUACUCUCAGGAAUCUGCAGACCAUCAGGGAACUGGAAAGCAUGAAACUACUCUUCUCCAGGCCCUUCUCAGACAUGGCUUUGAGGGACGUUUGCAGGCAGUGGCAGCAGCACUCACAGCUGUUAGCAGACAGUGACUUUUCUUUAGUCGAGCCCAUUCUGGCCGUUCGCUCUGUGGCCCAGCACACCCUGAUGUCCACGGUGGGAGACCCAGACAGCUCCAUGUACCUCAGCUCCGUGCUCAGCGACCACCUCACAGAGCUCUGCCGUCUGGCUCGGAAGGCCGGAAACACACAGCUUGCAGAGCGGGCAGUGUUUCAGAUGAAGCAGCACAGCGGUGGAGGGUCCUGGACAUCCAUUGUGUCGUCAUGGCAACUGGAGGAGGCCCAGGUUUUCUGGGCCAAGGGAGAGCAGGGUCUGGCCCUGGGUCUGCUGAGACAGAUGAUACACAACCUAGAGGAACAGGUGGACUUUAAUCCUGCGCUGCCUCCUGUCUACACUGAGUGUCUCAGGCUGUGUGGUAACUGGUUGGCUGAAACCUGUCUGGAAAGUCCUGGAGUUAUUUUGGAGAAAUACCUGGAGAGGGCAGUGGAAGUGAUCGAGGGUGAAUCAGGAGUUCAGGACCCUCGCCUGCAGAGUCAACGGACUGAGGCCUUCCUGUCUCUAGCUCGCUUUUCUGAUGCCCAGUACCAGAGCAUCGACAAAUACAUGAAAUCCUCAGAGUUUGAGAAUAAGCAGGCACUGCUGAAGAAAGCCAAAGAAGAAGUGGAUUUAAUAAAGGAGCGCAAAGUGUCCAACAGAUACACAGUAAAAGUGGAAAGAGAGCUGGAGCUGGAUCAGAAGGCCCUGUCUAAUCUGCAGGCAGACAAACAGCGCUUCCUGUGUAAAGCAGUGGAGAAUUACAUCGAAUGUCUGGAACAAGGUGAGGAGCAUGGCAUCUGGGUUUUCCGCCUGGCUUCCCUCUGGCUCGAGAAUCAGGACGUUAAGGCAGUAAAUGACAUGAUGAAGAAAGGUGUGAAGAAGAUCCCCUCCUACAAGUUUCUGCCUCUCAUGUAUCAGCUGGCUGCUCGCAUGGGGACCAAGAUGGCCGCCGGCAUCAGUGAGGAUGUGGGCUUCUGUGAUGUCCUCAACGAUCUGAUGUGCCGUUCAUCUCUGGAACAUCCACAUCACACUCUUUUUAUCAUCUUCGCCCUGGUGAAUGCCAACAAAGAUGAGAAUUUUAGCAGAACUCGGCUGACCAAGAGCGCCCCACGGCAGCCGUCGCCAUUUGAUCUGGAGCGUUCGGAGGUUGCUCAGAAGAUCAUCAGUGCGAUCAGGAAAAAGAGAGGUGGGAUGGUCCGCGGGAUCGAGCGUCUGUGUGACGCCUACAUCACUCUGGCUUAUAUGGACGCCAGCAAACACAAGACUGAGAAGAGGCCUAUUCCCAUUCCUGCUGAUCAGCCCAUUAUGCAAAUUAAGGACCUGGAUGAGGUUGCCAUCCCCACAAUGGAGAUAAAGGUGGAUCCAUCUGGUUGCUACGACAAUGUGGUGACGGUCAGGUCCUUCAUGCCUCGGUACCAUCUGGCCGGAGGAGUCAACCUGCCCAAAAUCAUUGACUGUGUCGGCUCUGAUGGCAAGAGCAGGAGACAGCUGGUCAAAGGUCAGGAUGACUUGCGUCAGGAUGCGGUGAUGCAGCAGGUCUUCAGUAUGUGCUCGAUGCUGCUGCAGCGCAACACAGACACUCGCAAGAGAAAGCUCAACAUCAGACGAUAUAAGGUGGUUCCCUUCUCGCAGCGCAGCGGUGUGUUGGAGUGGUGCUCUGGCACAGUUCCUAUCGGUGAGUUUCUGGUGGAUCCCAAGAAUGGAGCCCACAAACGGUUCCGACCUCAGGACUGGACCAACCUCGCCUGCCGCAGGAAGAUGAUGGAUUCACAGAGGCUCGCCUUUGAUGAGAAGCUCCUGGCCUACAGUGAAGUGUGCAAGAACUUCAGGCCAGUCUUUAGAUACUUCUGCAUGGAGCGAUUCCUGGACCCCGCUGUGUGGAUGGAGAAACGUCUGGCUUACACCCGCAGCGUGGCCACUUCCUCUAUAGUUGGCUACAUCGUUGGUCUAGGUGACAGACACAUCCAGAACAUCCUGAUUGAUGAGCAGACCGCUGAACUGGUGCACAUUGAUUUAGGUGUGGCCUUUGAGCAGGGAAAGAUCCUCCCCACCCCUGAAACGGUCCCAUUCAGACUGUCCAGAGACAUCGUGGACGGCAUGGGCAUCACUGGAGUGGAAGGAGUUUUCAGGAGAUGUUGUGAGAAGACCAUGGAGGUGAUGAGGAACUCACAAGAAGCUCUUCUGACUAUUGUAGAGGUGCUGCUGUAUGACCCCUUAUUUGACUGGACCAUGAACCCGCUGAAGGCCUUCUACCUGCAGCACGACGAGCAGCAGGAGCUCAAUGCAACACUCAGCUCCACAAUGGGAGGAGAUGAUUUAGAUAAUCACCGGAAGACCAGUGACAGUCAGUCCUUCAACAAGGUGGCAGAGCGGGUGCUGCUGAGGCUGCAGGAGAAGCUGAAGGGGGUGGAGGAGGGAACGGUGCUCAGCGUCGGGGGGCAGGUCAACCUCCUCAUCCAACAGGCCAUGGACCCCAAAAACCUCAGCAGACUCUUCCCAGGUUGGCAGGCCUGGGUGUAACAGUCACAUUUUCUGCCUUAGGUUACACAGUCAUGUGUCUGUUACAGAAAAGAAGGUACAACUGCUUUAAAAAUCUCCACUCGACAAGAAAUUCAACUGUUUCUUGUUCCAAGGCGUCAUAUCUCUUAUCUGUAUGAUUUACAUGUAGUAAAAAUCUGAUGGAUCAACUAUUACAGUUUCCUGCCCUAGAAUAGUCAUCUUGCACUUUAACUUGCAAUAAAUACAGUUCAACAAAUUGCAUGCAAUCCGUCUAGCAAAAUAAAUAACACAGCUUUUUUUUUUUUUUUGUGUCAAAAUCCUUAAAAUAUAUGAAAAGGCCAAAGUAUUGCACUUUCAUGAUGAAAGGGAACCAGGCCAUGUUCGCUGUAAAGGUCAGAUUAUUUCCAUGUUAUUUUUUCCCAGUGAGAUGUGAAUAUUUACUUCUGGCUGUUGUUUUGAGUCACCACUUAUUCUGUGGAUUUCCAAAGCUCUGCUCUGUGAAUACCUGCCUCUGAAUGUAUGACGUGCCUUUGAAUGAACUGCCUUCCAACCCAGCCUGGCUGAGUUUUACUUGAUCACUUAAAUCUUUUGUACUUUCAGAGUUAGACAGUAGAAUAUGUUAGUCUGUUUGCCUUAGGCCUUCUAGGACAUUUAGAAAUGUACUACGUAUGCAUCAUUUUCCACAGCAGCUCUUUUCUGCUUUCAAUUCUUGUACCAAUGCUGCUCAUAAACAUGUUCACUCCAAACAACAUUAAAAUUUAUAUACAUA
Messenger RNA from Sphaeramia orbicularis (orbiculate cardinalfish), 10270 nucleotides. It is a transcript of the gene atm, whose product is annotated as ATM serine/threonine kinase. The record is from RefSeq and is a predicted model, not a curated record. The transcript has 62 exons. Gene Ontology annotation, molecular function: protein binding; protein serine/threonine kinase activity. Gene Ontology annotation, biological process: DNA repair. The coding region runs from base 172 to 9522 and encodes 3116 amino acids. NCBI's taxonomy places the organism in Eukaryota, Metazoa, Chordata, Actinopteri, Kurtiformes, Apogonidae.